This is a messenger RNA of Entrophospora sp. SA101, 930 nucleotides long. NCBI's taxonomy places the organism in Eukaryota, Fungi, Glomeromycota, Glomeromycetes, Entrophosporales, Entrophosporaceae. The record is from the annotation of a GenBank genome assembly.
AUGAUUAUUGAUUCACAGAAGAAUACAAAGAAUUCAACUGGGGAGAUAAAAACAUUUAGAAUUGGCAUUACUGGUCCACCCGGUGUUGGAAAAUCAACUUUUAUUGAAAAAUUUGGAACUUUUUUGGUCGCAAAAGGACAUCGAAUAGCUGUUUUGGCUGUUGAUCCAUCAUCGUCUCGUACAGGUGGGUCAAUUUUAGGUGAUAAGACAAGAAUGCCCGAAUUGUCAUAUAAUAAUGAUGCUUAUGUCCGUCCAUCACCAAGUCGUGGCACGCUUGGUGGUGUAAGUAGUAGUAAUGGUUUUGAACUUUUGAAAUUAUCAAAAUAUACAUCUGCGGGUUAUGAUAUAUGCAUUAUUGAAACUGUUGGUGUUGGUCAAUCAGAAACAAUAGUAUCCGAAAUGGUUGAUAUGUUUGUGUUGAUGGUGCCGCCUGCAGGUGGUGAUGAAAUACAAGGUUUGAAAAAAGGGAUCGUUGAAGUAUCUGAUUUAGUUAUCGUAAAUAAAGCCGAUGGAAUUUUGGCACAGUCUGCUAGAGAAGCAGUUGUUGAAUAUACUAGCGCAUUAAAAUAUCUUCGACCAAGCACACCUGUCUGGAGACCCAAAGUCACAAGCGUAUCUUCAAAGACUAAUGAUGGAAUCGAAAAUACUUGGAACGUCAUGCAGGAGUAUUAUAAUUCAAUGAAGGAUUAUAGUGAACUAGCAAAGAAAAGAGGUGAACAAAGAAAACUGUGGAUGUGGCGUCAAAUUACAUCAGAAAUUUUGGAGAGGCUAAGGUCCAAUCAAUCUAUAAAAAGUCUAGUAGAUGAGUUAGAACAUAAAGUAUUUAAGGGAGAAAUGACCUCUGGGAAAGCUGCUGAUAUCGUUGUAAAUCAAUUUACUCAUCGAAUUGUCCAGGACAACGACACUAACUUCACUACUACAUCUAUUUAA